Lachancea dasiensis is the source of this 1620-nucleotide messenger RNA. Lineage: Eukaryota; Fungi; Ascomycota; Saccharomycetes; Saccharomycetales; Saccharomycetaceae. The record is from the annotation of a GenBank genome assembly.
AUGAUAGUAUUGAAAAAAAAACCAGCGAUGAGCUUCAAAAGACGUACAACCAGUAAUCCGGGAAAGCUCUGCAGAGACCCUAUAUUACCUACUUCACCAAUGGUAGACGCUCAAAUCCAGCCUGGUCUUGCAGACCUCAGGAACUAUGUCAAAGAAAACGAUAGUGAUAUUAACAUGUACCCUGUUUUCUGCUAUCUGCCUGCCAUGGAUUUAACACCACACCUGGCAUACUUGAAGCUGGCCCAAAUAAACAAUGCCGAUAGAAAGCAAUCGUUUUUGCUAGAGAGUGCCACUUCCGACAACACCUUGGGAAGGUUUUCUUUCCUCGGAACCAAUCCUCGCAAAACCAUUAACACCGGAGCCAGUCAAAACCUGGAAGUCGACCCUCUUCUGGUGCUCGAGAAGGAACUGGAAGACUAUAAACUGGCCGAAAACAUCCCGGGCAUUCCCAAGUUGAGCGGUGGUGCCAUUGGUUACGUGUCGUACGACUGUGUCAAGUAUUUCGAGCCUAAAAUCAAGCGACCACUCAAGGAUGUUUUGCAGCUGCCAGAAGCGUGUUUGAUGCUUUACGACACCAUCGUGGCCUUCGACCAUGUGUACCAACGGUUUCAGAUUAUCCACAACAUCAAUUUGUCCACUGUGGCAACUCUAGAAGAGGGCUAUGAGGAGGCGCAGAAAAUUAUCAGAGAUGUGGUGGCGACUCUCGAAGCACCGGGAACUUCCGACAACGUCGUACAACCCAAGAUCAAACUCAACCAAACUUUCUCCUCCAAUAUCGGUGAAGAGGGCUAUAAGUCGCACGUCGCGACUCUCAAGCGCAACAUCAAAGUCGGCAAUAUCAUCCAGGCUGUUCCUUCCCAGCGAGUGGCCCGCCCUACCUCAUUGCAUCCUUUCAACAUCUACAAACAACUAAGAACUGUGAACCCAUCUCCAUAUCUGUUCUACAUUGAUCUCCUAGACUUCCAAGUUAUCGGGGCUUCUCCGGAGCUGCUAUGUCAAACUGACGCCCAAAACAAGGUCAUCACCCACCCGAUCGCAGGUACUGUCAAGAGAGGAUCUACUCCAGCGGAAGAUGAUAAAUUGGCCGACUCGCUCAGAAACUCUAUGAAGGAUCGCUCCGAGCACGUUAUGCUUGUGGAUCUGGCUAGAAACGAUGUCAACCGGGUAUGCAACCCGUUGACUACCAAUGUUGACAAAUUACUAACCGUGCAAAAAUUCUCUCACGUCCAGCACUUGGUUUCCCAGGUGUCUGGGAUUCUCCGUGAUGACAAAACUAGGUUCGAUGCCCUGAGGUCCAUUUUUCCAGCCGGUACCGUAAGCGGGGCCCCAAAAGUAAAGGCCAUGGGGCUAAUUGGUGAGCUGGAGGGCGAAACGAGAGGAGUUUACGCUGGAGCGGUCGGCCACUGGUCGUACGAUGGUAAAUCCAUGGACACAUGUAUUGCCUUAAGAACCAUGGUUUACAAAGAUGGUAUCGCCUAUCUACAAGCUGGUGGUGGUAUAGUUUUCGAUUCUGAUGAGCAAGACGAAUAUGAAGAGACGCUCAACAAGAUGUUGGCCAACAAUAGAACCAUUGUACAAGCCGAAGAAUUCUGGGCCUCGCGGGUUGGAACCACGGAAUAG